Molecule: messenger RNA, 6302 nt
Organism: Nerophis lumbriciformis (worm pipefish)
Lineage: Eukaryota; Metazoa; Chordata; Actinopteri; Syngnathiformes; Syngnathidae
Product: transcriptional repressor scratch 1-like
Biological process (GO): regulation of DNA-templated transcription
Molecular function (GO): RNA polymerase II cis-regulatory region sequence-specific DNA binding; DNA-binding transcription factor activity, RNA polymerase II-specific
Source: RefSeq, a predicted model, not a curated record
GGGAGGAGGAGGAGGAAGAGCAGCGUGGCGCAGGGGGGUCGAGCGCCGUGUGGAACAUCUUCUAUGGGGAGCAGUCCCGCAUUUAUCAGGAGCUAACAUGACCGAUCGGCACAAAUCUUCCUAAGGAAGUCUGUAGUGACCCACUUUCCACGUUUAGCCACUUUUUUUUUUUAUACCUCGGCCAAGUGGGAAUGUGUCCAACUUGACUGUAGAUUCUGACAUUGUGGUGCUGAAAGGACAGCGACCGGCUGUGGCAAAGGGGAGCUGACCGGUGCUGAAGGCAUAAAAACACACACUAGAAGCGAGGACUUCACAAAAGAACACCUUUUUUCUCUCUUUAACUAUCCACAGUUGUGCAGGACUUCCAUUUGCUAAGUAGAAAACACUGCUUCGGGAAUGUUCCCUUUAACUCCACCACUGUUUGCCGGGAGCUAAAACUUGAAUUCACUUUUCAUAACGCCUAGCUUCUCAGAGCGAGUGGGAGCCCCUGUGCGUGCGUGUGCGUGUGCGUGUGCGUGUGCGAGUGCGUGCGUGUGUGUGUGUGUGUGCCAUCAUGCCUCGCUCUUUCUUGGUGAAGAAAGUGAAGCUGGAUGACAUUUCGGCUGCUGAGCUGGAGAGCUCGUAUUGUCACGGCCGAAGAGGAGAACUGAGCCUACGAUUCCAUCAUCGUGAUAAAGGUUACGUGCGGAAUUAUCUGACCCCCUCUCACUAUGACGACGUGGUGGGCAGCGACUCGUCGGCCAUCUCUAAAGUGCCCUCCUCCCCGAGCCACUCGUCCAUCAUCUACAGCCGCAUCGACGACACCUUCAGCGGCAUCCAUGGCGACAUCCACGGCGAUUCCGACCAGCCGGACAGCCCCAGGUCAGAGGUGUCCUCGUCGGCCAGCGGUUACAUCAACGGGGACGCCGCCGUCAGCGAGGGCUACACGGUGGACGCCUUCUUCAUCAUGGACGGGCGCUCGAGGCGGAAGGGCGCCGCCAACCCCAGGGGGGCUCCGCAGAGGCACUCGUGCAGCGAAUGCGGCAAGACCUACGCCACGUCUUCCAACCUGAGCCGGCACAAGCAGACGCACCGCAGCAUGGACAGCAAGAUGGCCAAGAAGUGUCCCACGUGCGGCAAGGUCUACGUCUCCAUGCCGGCCAUGGCCAUGCACCUGCUCACGCACGACCUCAAGCACAAGUGCGACGUCUGCGGCAAGGCCUUCAGCCGCCCGUGGCUGCUGCAGGGCCACAUGCGCUCGCACACCGGCGAGAAGCCCUUCGGGUGCUCGCACUGCGGCAAGGCCUUCGCCGACCGCUCGAACCUCCGCGCUCACAUGCAGACGCACUCGGCGUUCAAGCACUACAAAUGCAAGCGCUGCGACAAGACGUUCGCUCUCAAGAGCUACCUGAACAAGCACUACGAGUCGGCGUGCUUCAAGGGGGCCUUCUCCCCACUCAGCUCGGUGGGGGAGUGACUUAUAUCCUUCCAAACGCUCCCAAAUCCAUCUCCUCGCCUCAAUAGGGGCGGAGGACCUCGCAGCGUGAAAACCAGAACACGGCUUCCAAAUGUGCACUCAUUCACAAAAGAUAAAUCAAGCACAGAACAUCUAGCUCAUCACUUCCAAGACACCUCCAUCUAUUUAUGGCCACGAUCCUCCUCACAGGGGACACAAGCAAGCACAAAUUCUCUCCUCAUCUUCAGUCGCCACCCUGCAAAAAGAGAUUAAAUCAACUUCCAGACAUUGUUCAUAAUUUAGGGGAGAGAUUUUUCCUACCCGGGACUUGAACUUGUGUUGUGUAACCACGCUGAAGUGAAAAACAAAUUUGUACAAUUUGACAGGCAACAGAGUUUCCAAGUUAUAUGGGUGCUGCUGCUUCUUGGGUGAAGGAGUCAAACAAAAACACACCAGGGUAUUUUUCCUUUCUACAAACAACCUAAACAAAAUGUUUUAGCUGCCAGUGUUAGGCCAUGUCCACAUAAACACGAAUGUUUUCAAAAUCGCACAUUUCUCCGCCCAAAAAUAUCUGUAAAUAUCCCAUUUGACCGUCUGUCAGACGCAUUUUGGCCUGUGAGAAGCCUAAAGAAGCAACCACAGCUGACGUUUUUGCACAUUAUAAUGCCUUUAAGAGCAUAGGAAGUGUUUAUAAGUGUGAGAGAUGGGCUUAUUAAGACUUUAAUUGCAUAUAAUAUUCGUAAAAAUCAUAAAAAUAAAUAAAUACCAUCACUACUUUGCUGAAUUUUCACCUACCUCGCAAUAAACGAUGGAUGUACAAUGAUGUGUACCUUACGUUUAAAACCAGCAGAGGUGAACCGGAUAAGAGUACUGAUACUUUCAAGCAGUUGUAUCCAAAAUGCAGCCCGGGGGCCAUUUGCGGCCCACAGCAAAAAUUUGACCCACAUAUUCUAAAAGUACUAUUACAGAAAAAACACAUGCCAUGUGUAAUAAAAGAACAAAUAGAUGUAAAGUAACUGGAAUAAGAUGAAAUGUUGGCGCUAAAAACUAGGGAUGGACGAUGUAUUUUUUUUUUAAAGAAAACUUUCUGCUUCUCAAGAACUAUACCAAUAACCAAUGAACUUGUUUUUUAAAUGUAGAUUUUAAUGUACCAUAUUUUUCGGACCAUAAGUCGAUAUCUUUUUUCAAUGAUUUGAACCCUGCGGCUUAUGAAACGGUAUGGCUAAUUUAUGGAUUUUUCGAACAGCCAUAAUGUUUUGCAUUCAACAAACAGUUUUCAUAUUACACCGACAGACACUAAAAUGGUAUGAUAUUAUUUGUGCUUUGGCAUCAACUUUUGGACAAGUUCACUCACACAGGUGAUUCAGGUUAAAAACGUACUUCCUGUUUCGUGUCCAUAGCGUUUCAGCUGGAAAGGAUUUUUCUCCAAACAAAGUUUGUGAGUCUUACAAUAGAACUAAAACAAUUCAUACUUACUAAACCGCCCCAUGUGUGAUGUCUGUAGGAGUGUUUUCACGUAUACUUGUACGUACUAUUGGAAUGUAAUCAAGCUGGCGUUGUUAGCAUUAGGGAAUACGCAGUCACGUUUACAAGUGUCUGUUAGUAUUAUUAACUUACAAUGGCAUUCUUUUGUAAUUGUUUUAGUUUCUUAAAUUCACAAAAAUGUCACUGUGAAGUUAUUGAGUCUGUUUAGCUGAUUGGAGAGCUAGCUUCCGUAGCUAGUGGGUCCAUGACGAUGAUUUCAGUUUUGUUUGAUCAGCCGUUUUACUGCCGUGUUACAGGCACAAUGAAGGUAUGGAAAAAAACCUUUACAAAAUAUUUCGUACCGGUAUAUAUCUGCAGCUAAUAUAUGUAAAAAAUAUUUUUUCUUCUAUUAUUUGGUGGAUGCUUAAAUACCGGUGCGCUCUAAAGCCUGGAAAAUAUGGGAGUUUGUCCACAGCUUUCUUUGCGUCAGCUCCUUUAGCAGAAGAUGUCUUCAGUGGCUUUCAAAAACACCCCCACAGCGAUGCUGGAAUUUCAUGUGGCUGUUAAGGUUUGAUGUGUUGAAGCACAAUGUGUUUUUCCACCCUCUGGAAUGUUUGCAAAUAGUACGCACAAUGUCUUCCUCUGAAAUGGUGAAGAAGUCAAACGAUCAAAGCUAUGUUUGCAUACAACGCACUCAGGGGAGGUUUACGAUCGGCCGAUUUACAGCAUAGGCAGGAGAAAAGGAGCGCUUUAUUUGCCACUGCUACAACGUGUACUGCAAAAGAUGCACAUUCUACAGUCACUUAUGAUGUUAUAACACGGCUAAUGUUAGCAUUUGCGCAGCUAAAGCAAAAUAAAACAUCUACAACUUACCGCAACAUGUUUUCUAGAGCUGGAAAUUGAAUUAUUGUAAGCCGGAAUGUGAAUCUUUCUACUGACAGAUGACAGUGCAGGAUCAAAAUUGUCUUUUUCCGUUUGUAUGUAAACGUUGUCAUGUCACUAUUUACAGUGUGUAGUUCGAGUGUGGUCAUGGGACAACAGGUUUGGAGUCAAACGUCACUAGUGCUUUUGUUGAAUUGGUAAAACAGAGUCAUGUGACAGAACUUUUUCUAAUGAGCGAAAUGAAUAUGUCUUUGCAAGCAGUAAUCAAUAAUUAUAAAUUAAUAAAAUCAUGUGAAUAAAUGUAGCGAUCAGAAUGAAACCCAAUGUAACGUAGUGAAAGUGGUGAUUUUUCUUUACAAAAAUAGCACAAGUUAAAAGUACGUUGCAUUAAAAACUACCCUAAGUACAAUGUAUUGAAAAAGGUUACUGCAGUAAAUGUAGCGCGUUUCUACCCACCUCUGAAAACAUGUAUAGACAGAGCCUAAGAAAUUACACCUUUUAAUCGAUUGUGCAUGGAGUGUGCAUGUUACAAAGCGCACGCACACCUGUACGCAAACACCUGUAGGUCAAUUAAAAAAAAGGUUUAAAAACACGAAAUAAUGUUACGCAUAUCUUAUGUAGUCUUCAGUUUUACCCAGCCACACAAACAAAAAGGCUUUGGAAAAUCUCCAUUCUGGACAGAGUUUUCCAAAAGCUCAGUUUUAAUGACUGACAAAAUCCUACGUUUGUGUGUGAACGACAACCCAUUAAAAUGUUUAAAUAUCCAUAUAUUUGUGUGGACAUGGUCUUAGUCGAGGUUCCAAGAUGUUAAAAACCUCCCUAUUAAAGGGAUUGUUGUAAAAUAGCAUCAACAUACAGCAGUCAGUGUUACGUCUAUUUAUUGCUAUUUAUUCUAAUUAUUUGCACAUUAUUUAUUUUUGCCUUCUGUUAUAAAUAUGCCAAAGCAUUUGACACUUUUGAGUUUGUUUUUUUCACACAACUGCAUGCAAAAAAAGUCACAGCCCAGCAAAGGAAGACUAUGCCAAUGUUAUGAAUAUUUUGCAAAUUAGUUGCCAAAACUGCAACACUGUCUUUUUUUUUCCAUAUACAAAAGGGAAGGGGUGUCUAAAGUGCGGCCGGGGGGCCAUUUUCGCCUUAUUUUUAUUGGCAUAUUGUGAAAUUAAAAUGAAUUGUUAAUGAGAUAUAGCCUCCUGAGAACCAGCAUUCUCUGCAGCAGACAUUUCAGUUUAACAUAACAGGGCUCUUUUUGCCCCCAAAAUGAAAACAAAAGAAAACAAAUGUCCACUGCAGUGGACAGUGGUUCUGAAGAUGAUAUCAUUAGAUAUUACAAUAAUUAACUGUGUUCAGAUGUCUUAGCAUAUAUUGACCUGCAUUGGAUAGCAUUUAGCAUAUUUAUUGCACAAAAUGUGCUAAUAAUUCUGUAUGCGGCCCUCAGCGGAGACCUUUUGGACACCCCUGCAAUAGAGCAAUAAUGACACUCACAUCUGCAUCAGUUUUUUCUUCCAAGCGCCACUAUUGUGUGUAUGUAGUGAAGAAGAUAUGACAUAUCAGGGAGUAAGCAAAUUCAUAUUUGCUGUGAUUCUUUGAGGCCUUCUCCUCUUAGGUGAAGUUACAAUGUUGGGGAUUUGUUCAAAGCUUGUCCAUAGGUAUGCAUGAGAAAAUUAGGCAUAAAAGCUUCAAACGGAGGACUGCAGGUGUUUUUUUUUUGUACAUGUUGCACUGCCUGCCUUGUAUUAUUGUAAAAUUAUUGUAGAAAGUAGAAGGUACUACUAUUGUCGGCCUCUGGUGCUGUAAUAUUGACACUGACAAUGUUUUGCUUGUAGCCAUGAACAGCUACUUGAUGCAGGAUUUAAGAACUGUUGCUGAAGGGCUCUGUAAAAGGAGUCAAAGGAGGUCAAAUAUUGCGUGUCAGAACGCAACAAAAGCCAACUGUAAAGCCUUAACAAGAUGCGUGUCCAAUCUUUCAGCACCAGAGAGCACCGACAAACACGUUAGACAACACUACGAGCUACUGUAGCCAACUAUAGCCACAAGCUAGUUUAUCUAUUCUUAUAUAAAAAACACUUCCUCUUAACAAUUGUAACUUUUUGUUUGUUUUUUCCUCUCCGAGUGAGUAAGUAGCACAAUUAAGGAAGUGUUUAGAUUCAGGUAGACGAUGCCUUUAUUUGUAGAAAUAACUUGCUUUUUUUUCUACUGCAAUGCAUCAAGACGUGUGGGAAUAAAAACAAUGAAGAUGUUGAAGAAGACGCUCUGGGUGACAUUUUAUAAUGUGAGCAAACUCAGUCACAACUUUUUCUUUCUUUCCUAGAGCACAUGAUAUUUUGCGGCAAGAGGCCUUGUAAAUAAGCACUGAGUGGAUUAUUUCUACAGGUCUAUACAGAGCGACAGGUGACGAUGAUGAUUUUCAGGAGCUUCCUACUUUGUUGUUCUUCCUCUGAGGAGGUUUUUGGGAACCUCCAAUUGUAAAGCACAAAAGCAACACUGGGCAUUUUGUUUCAUUUCCUUAAUAAUAAAAGAUAGU